This is a messenger RNA of Kalmanozyma brasiliensis GHG001, 5751 nucleotides long. Its product is annotated as ATPase, AAA-type, core. Gene Ontology annotation, molecular function: ATP binding; ATP hydrolysis activity; histone binding. Gene Ontology annotation, cellular component: nucleus. The transcript is spliced from 2 exons. The record is from RefSeq and is a predicted model, not a curated record. Bases 1 to 5751 code for a protein of 1916 amino acids. Lineage: Eukaryota; Fungi; Basidiomycota; Ustilaginomycetes; Ustilaginales. Gene Ontology annotation, biological process: positive regulation of transcription by RNA polymerase II.
AUGUCAGGCGGUCCGCACCACCCCUUUCAUUCUCAGACCAGCAGCGGCAAUCAGUACGACAAUACAUAUCCUAACCCAUCCUCCUACCCAAACCUAGACGCAUCCUUCUUUCACCAGUCUGGCCAAUUCCCGCAGCAUCCUCAGCAGGGCAGCGAACCUAACCAACCCUCGCAGUUCGGUCACUUCGACUCCUACUCUACACAGCCCCCCUUUCAGCACGGCAACGGUGCUCAGUCGGGCUUUCAGGGAGGUCACAACCAGCCCACCCAUUACAAUCAGUCCAAUCAGAGUCCAUCGACUCAGUACGGCUAUCCAUCAGCUGCUCACGCUGGCUUCGGCGCUCCCAUCAUCAACUACGGCGCUGGUCACAACGGCAACUUCGGCAGCCAUCCACCCAGCUUCCAAGGCAACCCCGCCUUUGCUCAGCAACCCCAGCAGAAUCUGUGGACACCGCAGCAGGGACUCACGCCCUCCUCCUUCCACAGUCCGUAUUCGGCACACGCGCAGUCGCUCUCGCCUCAGCCCUUCACACAGCCUUACGACGGCAAUCCGCACCAUCAGGACGCUUCUGCCUUUGCAGCUCAGCCCGGACCUGUAGCUCACCUCCAGUCGCACCACCAGCCGGCCGACUUUGCAUCCGUUUCGACCCCCUCGCUUCCGCCACCCGACUCGACAGAUUCCUCGCCUCAAAAGGCAGGCCGCCGCAUCGUACUCAAGCGUACUCUCAAGGCGCAAGAAACCAGCUCCGGUGGUCUCCAAGCGCAAGCCCAGCUUCAGAUCGAACCCUCGACCGACAACAAGAUGGCUGUCGGACGACCUACCAGAAACGCUGCCACCGCAGCCACGGCAAGCAUCCACAACUCGUUCUCCGACAGCAGCAUGAACCGUGCUUCCCGCGCUCCUCGCCAGAUCAAGCAGCAACCAGGCAGUGAGGAGGACUACGAAGAAGUAAGUCUGGCGCCACAGGUAGAGCCAAUUGAAGACGACAGUCACGACCUGAAUGAUGAUGAAGCAGAAGAGCAGGAGGAAGAAGGUGACGAGUACUCUGAGCAGGAAGGUCAGCAACUGGAACCAGCACCGUCAUUGGAUCGGCGACAACUACGUUCGACGUCUCAACCAGCAGCACGAAGCCAAAAAGCAAAGAAGUCAAUAGUGCUGGUGAAGAAGCCCUUGGACAGAAACCAGAGCGCACCGCCUCGUAACUACGGUCGGAAUGGAGCUAGCGGGAGCGCCAAUCGGGCUCGCUCCGCGACCCCUAAGCCAAGGAACACAGCGUCGAAAGUGCCGACAGAGCCCAUCAGACGGAGUACCAGGCUAUCGCGCGAUUCGCAACCGCCGCCAUCCAGUCAGGAGUCCACAGCCACGUCACCACCCGCGACACCGCCGCUACCACCACGGUCAAAGGCAAGGACAUUCGCCAUGUUGAAUCUGGAUCGACAACGGCAUUUGGACGCUGAAGAGCAGGACGACGAGGAUGAGGACGCCGACGGCGACGCUGACGAGGAUGCUGAAGGCGAACCAAUUGCCCGCGUCAAGCCAGAGCCAGAGCCCGAGUAUAACGAACCAGAGCCUGUUCUCUCUACAAGCCGCAGCGGUCGUGUCCGUCGUCAAAAGGUGCAGAACAUGGCCGAAUCCGAAGACUCAGAAGAGCCUGACGACGAGGACGAGGACGAAGUCGGGCCACGACGCUCGUCUCGACGUCUCAAGGGCAACGCCCUCGGUGGCUUUGUUGCUGCAGACGACGAAGAAGAGGAGGACGACGAGGGCGAAUAUGGCACUCCGAAACGUAGCACGCGAACCUCGGGUCGAUUGCGUCGUGGUCCUAGCGCCCCAAGCAACCGCCUCGCAGAGAUGGCUGCUAAAAAGCGCGCCGCCAAUGGUCGAGGCAAGCCUCAGAAACGCAAAAUCGUCGACGACGAAUUCGAGGUGGAAGGCGACGAGACACCAGAAGAGGAGCACAUCUCGGGCGCCGAAGACGACCCGCUUGAUCUCCACAGCGACGAGCCUGAAGGCAGCCAGGGCAAGUCGUACUCUCUGCGUCAACGCAAGAAGGUCAACUACUCGCUCGUGCCGCCACCGCCCUCCCCGCCAAGAGACGGUUUCGGUCGCACUAUCCGCAACAAUCGUGGUCGUGGCGGCAAUGGAGCAUACGAUCUCGACCCUGCUGAAGGUGCUCCUCCUGCGGGCGGUUCGGGUAUCGGUCUCCCUAUGCCAUUCCCGGGCCGCGGCAAGAAGGGCAAGGAGGGAUGGGAUGCUCUGCCGUCUUCCAUGUCUGGCAAAGACUAUGCGCGUAUCUUUGGCGAUCCCGUCGACAGCUCCGACGACGAGUUGCAGAACAACGCGCUGCGCAAGCCGGGCGCACCAGCUGCACUUGGUGGCGGUCCUGCAGGUGGCUUGCUCGGUGCCGGUGGUGCCGGGGGCGCAGGCGGCCCUCCAGGUGGCUUGACCGGCUCCGGCGGCACCGACAGCUUUGGUCGAAUCAAGAAGAGCGGCGAUCCGCUUGCAGACGUCGACCCGCUCGGCGUUGACAUGAACAUCGACUUCGACAGUGUCGGUGGUCUCGACGGUCACAUCCAGCAGCUCAAGGAGAUGGUCAUGCUGCCUUUGCUCUAUCCAGAGGUCUUCCAGCGCUUCAAGGUGACGCCGCCGCGUGGUGUGCUCUUCCAUGGACCACCAGGUACCGGUAAGACGCUCGUCGCGCGUGCACUCGCUGCCAGCUGCAGCACAGAAGGGCAGCAGGUCAGCUUCUUCAUGCGCAAAGGUGCGGACUGUCUCUCCAAGUGGGUCGGUGAGGCCGAGAGACAGCUGCGUCUGCUGUUCGAGGAAGCGAGGGCCUCGCAACCGAGUAUCAUCUUCUUCGACGAGAUUGACGGUCUGGCGCCCGUCCGUUCGAGCAAGCAAGAUCAGAUCCACGCCAGUAUUGUCAGCACCAUGCUGGCGCUCAUGGACGGCAUGGAUGGUCGAGGUCAAGUCGUCGUCAUCGGAGCUACCAACCGACCUGACAGUGUCGACCCUGCUCUUCGUCGACCCGGUCGAUUCGAUCGAGAGUUCUACUUCCCGCUUCCAUCGCUCGAGGCACGCAAGAGCAUCAUCAACAUCCAUACACGAAAAUGGGAGCCUCCUCUUGAUGACGACUUCAAGGCAAGGCUGGCCGACGUCACCAAAGGAUACGGUGGUGCGGACUUGCGUGCGCUUUGCACCGAGGCUGCGCUCAACGCUAUUCAGAGACGCUACCCGCAGAUCUAUUCGACUACGGACCGAUUGCUUCUGGACCCCGCUUCAAUCCAGGUCGACGCCAAGGACUUUAUGAUGUCGGUCAACAAGAUUGUCCCAUCGUCUGCUAGGGCGAGUGCGUCGGCUGCCGCGCCUCUGCCCGAGCGAUUGGCGCCAUUGCUAGGAUCCGCGGUCAAGCACGCCAUCAGUGUGCUGGACAGGAUUCUGCCGCCCGUCUCGAAGCGAAACCCACUCGAAGAGGCGCUAUGGGAGGACGAUGCUUUCGCUCCCCAGGGCUUGAUUUCUGGCCUCUCGGCAGCCGACAAGCUCGGCGGAGAUCGAGGAUUUGGUCGCGAGAUGCUGCUGCAGUCGUUCGAGGCACAGCGUGUCUACCGUCCCCGCAUGCUUGUGCACGGAGACGCCGGCAUGGGCCAAGGUGCUGUCGGUGCUGCGCUGCUGCAGCACCUCGAGGGCUACCACGUCCAGUCGCUCGACAUCGGCACCUUGCUUGGCGAUAGUGCGCGCACGCCGGAGGCUGCAAUCAUCCAGCUCUUUGUCGAGGCGAAACGACACAAGCCCAGUGUGCUCUACAUUCCUGGCAUCGUCCACUGGUCCCGCUCCGUCUCGGACAGCGUCAAGACCACCUUCAAGGCGCUCCUCGACGGUCUCACGGAUGCGGAUCCAGUCAUGCUGCUCGGCAUCGCCGAGGCACCUCUGGACGAGCUCGACGAUGAAGUGCACUCUUGGUUCAACUUCCUAGACGACGAUAUUGUGGAGAUCGCCCGACCGGACGAAGCGAGCCGACUCGCGUAUUUCCAAGAGAUCUUUGACCACGUCAUUCGACCCCCCACCGAGUUCCCCGACGCUCUGCCACGACGCAAGCGAGUUCUCGAAGAGCUGCCCAAAGCACCUCCUCGCCCGCCACGCAAGCUGACCCAGGCCGAGCUGCAGCAGCAGGCGGACAACGACGCCAAGCUGCUUGAGCAUCUCAAGUUCCGCCUCGGUCCCGUGCUCGCAGAGCUCAGGAAGAAGUUCAAGAAGUUCACUCGUGACGUCUGGGACGAGUAUAAUCUUCGAGAGCUGACGCACACGUUUGAUUGGAGGAAGGAGAAGGGCAAGAUCACGGUCGAUUUGCGAUACUACAAGCCAGGCGCGAUGGCGGCUCGUCAGGCAGCGGAGGCGGCGAGGGAGGAGGCCGACAUGAACCGCAUGCUCGAGACCGAGGCGGACAUCGCCGCCAAACGCGGGAUCACGGCGGCUCAGUUCAUGGGUCCGCCUGAGGGGACGAUCAGCGAGGUCGAGACGGAGCAGAAUGGCGAGGAGGCCAAUGCUGCGGCAGGUGCCACGAAUGGCAUCAACGGUGACGUGGAGAUGACCAACGGCGAUGCAGCUGCUAAUGGCGCCGUCCUUGGCAGUACUGCCAAUGGCAUCGACGCACGUGUUGAUGUCGAAGGCUUUGCUGCUGGCCCGCCACCGUCUUCCCAGGUCAACGGUACUUCAAGCACCGAGGCACCUCCCACCAAGACCUUCAACGUUGCCAUGCCCGAGCCAGCUGCUGAACCCUCCACCGCUCCUGCUCUGGCUGACACUUCCAUCACCUCGGCCCCCGAUGCCGACACCGUCAACGCGCCCAACGGCGCCACGACGACCGACGACCUCGACUACUGGAUCCGUUCGAUGCCCAUCUGGACGACCAACCUGGAAAAGAUGCAGAAACGCCUCUACUACAACGGCUACCUUUCCUGCUCCUCAUUCAUGGGCGACAUCCAGAAAAUCGUCGAGAACGCCGAAGAAGCCGCCGAGGUGGACCAAGAUCGCGUGUUCAGGGCGCAUCAGAUGCGCAAUCUGGCGAUCGUGCUGAUGGACCAGUACAUCGAUGCUGGGUUCCGGGAGGAGUGCGAUCGGAUGGCGUUGCGCCAGCUGGCGAGGGAGGAGGAGGCCAAGGAGGCGACGGAGAAGGCUAAGGCGAGUGCGGAGGAGGCUGCUGUGCGCAAGGCGGAGGGGGCGAAGGGGGAGAGGGCGAGUGCGCGGAUUGCGGGCAAGGAGCCGGAGAGUGGUGGCUUGGAAGGUGGCAAGCGGGCGAGAAGCGUCAGUGGGCAGCAACAGGAGGGCGAAGUCGCGAUGGUGGAGGAUGAGGAGGCUCGCAAGAGGGCGCGUCUCGACUCGCCUUCCACCGAGGCUGCCACCGUUAACGCCACUGCAGCCCCCGUUCCUGAAAGUGUCCCUGCCGCUCUCGCCCACGCCGCCAUCCCCGAGCCCGAACCUCAGCCGGAGCAACCAGCCGCUCAUCCACCCCUCACAUACAACCCGUCCUCGUACGAAUCCCUCAAAGCCUUCCUCAUCGCCUCGACCUCGCGCUACAACAUCGAUCAGCUCUCGCGCCUCCGCGCCGCAUGCUUCAACGCCAUCUGGACGCACCGCAGCGAGUGGAAUCGCGAUCCGCUGGUGGAGAAGCUGCUGCUCAUCACGAGGAAGAGCGAGGACGCGGUGUUGCGGGAGUUUAAGAAGGCGUUCAAUGCUCGGACGAUUGGCAUGUGA